AUGACUAGUACUAAAAAAAUAGGAACGCUUGUGAUUGUAGCUUUAAAAGCUAGGAAUUUAGCAGCUCGUGAAGUGUUUGGUAAAGGAGAUCCUUAUGCUACAUUUCGUAUAAGCGACAAGGAAGAAAGAAUUCCUGCAGAUAAAAGAGGAGGUCAGCAUCCAAUUUGGGAUAAAGAAGUGCGUUUUGAUAUUCUUGAAACGUCAUCUCAUAAAAAGAUGAUAGUUAAAGUUUAUAAUGAAGAUAAAAGAGAUCCUCAACUUAUUGGUGAUAGAACUAUUGAUCUAAAUGAAGUUUUAACCAAGGGUGAAUGGGAUGAAUGGCAUGAACUUAAAUAUGGUAGUAAAUAUGCAGGAGAAGUUUUUCUUGAAAUGACAUUUUAUGCAGUAGGUGGAGCAGGGAUUCCUCUACAACGAAAAAAACUACCCUCAAGACCAAAAUCUGAAUCGCCUGUUUCAUCGCCGCCACCUGCUUCUUUUAUUGCUCCUGCUGCUGUUGCUUCUACCACGUCAGCGCCAGCUACUUUUGUACCCCCAAAUGCAUAUCCACCUCCAGUAAAUACCAACAAUAGUAACCAAUUUAUUCCUCCAAUAAAUGCCAACAACAGUAACCAAUAUCCACCUCCAGUCAACAAUAAUAACCAAUAUCCACCUCCAAUCAAUGCCAACAACAGUAACCAAUAUCCACUUUCAAUCAAUAAUAGUAACCAAUAUCCACCUCCAAUCAAUGCCAACAACAGUAACCAAUAUCCACCUCCACUUUCAGUCAAUAAUAGUGGUCAAUUCAAUAGCAUUCCUCCAAUAAAUAACAACAAUAGUGGUCAAUUAAAUAGCAUUCCUCCAAUCAAUAACAACAAUAGUGGUCAAUAUGCUCAAAUCGUAAACCCAACAGCCUAUCCACCUCAAAAUAUUUAUCCACCAAUUAACCCAUUAAUGUCACCACAACAAAAUUCAGCAAGCUUUUUUCCGCCACCACCUAUUCAACAAGGUUAUCCUCCAUCAAAUAAUAAUUUUGGUGGUGGAUAUCCUUUAGUUUCUUCACUACCACCUUCAAAUGAUCCAUCAUUAUCUGUAUCAUUUCCUAUUCCUAUUCCUACUCCUACUCCAAGUGUUAGUGUUCCAAACUAUGCAUAUCCACCGCAAAAUAAUUUAGGAUCAGUUCCUGAUCUAUUUUCUUUAAAUAAUACUAUUACAUAUGAAAAUAACAAAUCUGGACAAGAGUUAUUAAAAUCAAUAUCUGAAUCUAUUGAACUAGUUAUUUGGAAUGAAUUGAAAAAUUGUAGAGCAUUUGGAGUUAUGGUUGAUGAAAGUACUGAUAUUUCCACAAAUCCACAUUUUAUUAUAUAUGUUAAGUAUUGUUAUAAUGGAAUUGUUAAAGCUACAUUACAAAAAAUACAACAUGAAUAUUUAGAAGACAGCCCUAGGUUAGGAUAUAAUUUAAGUGGAUUUUUAACAAACACUUCAUCAACAUCUAAUCUUUACAUUGGAAACCACAAGCUUACUUUUAAUAAUGGUUAUGAGGAUGAUUUAAUGGUAGACAUUUGUGAAUUUGCAUCAUCAAUAAUCAUAGAAAUUAAGGAAAGAUUUCCAAAUCCAAAAUUAUUAUCUGCAAUGAAAAUUCUUAAUCCUCAAGAAUGGCCAAAAGACAAGGAAUCUUUAAUGUUUUAUGGUGAAUUAGAAUUGGAAGAAUUAGUUUCAGUUUAUGGGAAAAAGUAUUUACCAGAUUAUCCUUUAGGUCUUAUAGAUUCUGUUGCUGUUCAAGAAGAAUGGUUUGGGUUUAAAAUAGUAGUACAUUCAAAUUAUCAAGAUUUAGCUAUAGAUGAUUUAUUUCCUUUAUUAUAUGAUAAUUAUUUAGAUAGACUUUUCAUAUAUAUUAAGAUAUAUUCUUAUUUAUUAACUUUUGAUGAUAAGUUUAUAUCUACUUCAUCAACAAUGAUGAUACCAAUACCACCAAUUGUAAAAAUGGAUGAGGCUGAAGAAAAUGAUAAUGUUGCAGGACCUGUUUCUUCAAUGAUGGAUUUAUAA
Entrophospora candida is the source of this 2022-nucleotide messenger RNA. Lineage: Eukaryota; Fungi; Glomeromycota; Glomeromycetes; Entrophosporales; Entrophosporaceae. The record is from the annotation of a GenBank genome assembly.